Hibiscus syriacus is the source of this 2034-nucleotide messenger RNA. Its product is annotated as protein PSK SIMULATOR 2-like. The record is from RefSeq and is a predicted model, not a curated record. The transcript has 12 exons. Bases 83 to 1930 code for a protein of 615 amino acids. NCBI's taxonomy places the organism in Eukaryota, Viridiplantae, Streptophyta, Magnoliopsida, Malvales, Malvaceae. Gene Ontology annotation, biological process: positive regulation of growth.
GUUUUGUCCUGUGUGCUUAGAUUGUUGUUUCAGUUAUAAAUUGGAGAAUUGUUUUGAGAUUAAUUCAAGCAUUUGAAGCACAAUGGGAGGUGUUUGCUCUGGUGGAACCAAAGAUCGGACUAUAAAGAAUGAGCAAAAGACUAGAGGAUUGUCAGGGAAACUCAAGUCGAAAAACAGCUUUGCUAAGCAAAAAGGAAACUUCAAUUCACUUUCCCAUGUCAAUGGCGACAAAGCACGGCAAAUACACGAUUCUGUCGACUUUGGAUUGCAAUUUUCCCGGGAACUGAAGCCAUCAACCCCUGCAAAGACUACAUCUUCCAAGGUUUCUCACCGGAGUUCAUUUCUAGGAAGGGCUGGGAUUAUAGGCCUAGAGAGGGCAGUCGACGUUCUAGAUACCCUCGGAAGUAGCAUGACGAAUUUGAAUCCCGGAAGUGGCUUUGUCACUGGCCUGGCUUCUAGAGGCAAUACAAUAUCUAUAUUGGCAUUCGAAGUGGCUAAUACGAUAGCUAAAGGAGCAAAUUUGUUGCGGUCACUUUCAGAGCAGAACAUACAAUUCCUUAAAAAGGAUGUCUUGCAUUCAGAAGGAGUACAAAAGCUAGUUUCUUCAAACAUGAAGGAGUUGCUAAGCAUUGCUGCAGAUGACAAGAGGGAUGAAUUGGAUAUUUUUUUGCGGGAAGUAGUCAGAUUUGGAGAUCUUUGUAAAGAUCCACAGUGGCAUAACCUUGACCGAUACUUUUCAAAACUAGAUAUACACAAUUCACUCCAUAAACAAGCUAGAGCUGAGGCAGAAAUGACAAUGAAAGAACUAACGUCUCUUUCUCAGCACACCUCGGAACUGUACCAUGAAUUGAAUGGUCUGGACAAAUUUGAGCAAGAAUGUAGGAGAAAGCUGGAAGAAUUGGAGGCCUUAAAUCUCCCUAAAAGAGGAGAGGAUCUCGUGAUUUUACAAAGCGAGCUAAAGCAACAACGAAAGCUCAUAAGGAGUUUGAAAAAGAAAUCUUUUUGGUCUAGAACUUUGGAAGAGAUCAUGGAGAAACUGGUUGAUAUCGUUACGUACAUGCAUCAAGCAAUCUUUGAAGCCUUUGGAGAAGCAUCAUCAGCCGGAAAGGAGACUCCCGAAAAUUCUCAGAAACUAGGUGUUGGUGGACUUGCAUUACACUAUGCUAAUGUAAUUCAUCAGAUUGACAACAUUGCGGCUCGACCAGCUUCGCUUCCUCCUAAUAUCAGGGACACAUUAUACCAUGGAUUGCCACCCACGGUUAAGAAAGCUUUAAGGUCCCGAUUACAUUCAAUCGACACCAAGGAAGAGCGCUCGAUUUCACAGGUCAAGGAUGAGAUGGAAAAGAUCCUUAAGUGGCUUGUUCCAGUUGCAACAAACACAACCAAAGCAUGUCAGGGUUUCGGCUGGGUUGGAGAAUGGGCCAACACAGGCAAUGAAUUCGGAAGAAGCGCAGCCAUAAACGUCAUCCUCACCCGUCUUCAAACACUUUAUCAUGCUGAUAAACAGAAAACAGAUGCAUACAUCCUUAAACUGGUGGCAUUGCUGCAUCAAUUGAUCAGCUUAGUAAAACAAAGAGAUCACGGACUCGAGCCUCAGCCUUUUCGAUCUCCUACAUAUAAAGGCUUGCUUUUUCACUCAAAGAUGCAGCAGCGAGUUCACUCCUUCAACGGCAAUGGAACUAAAGCGCACAAGAUCGAACUUUCUGAAGAAGACAGAAAAUUAUUAAAUAAGGUGACAGGUAGGAGAUUGAUUCCAGGAGUUAGCAAAAGUCGAGAGCUUCCUUUAGGCAGAAACAAAAGGAUCAAAGUUUGGACUUUCAGUAGGAGUGCUGGGAACACUCCUGAUAGGAGCUUGAGGACAAGAAAAUGUUUGAAGCGUUCAAAAGCAAAUAUAUUGGACGUCAUGGAUGGCUUAGAUCUUGCAACUUAAGUCUCACGUCCAAAACUUUUAUCUGAUUCCCAAGAUUCAUUUCAUCUCUUUCUAUUGUAUAUGUUUUUCCUAUGAGAUUUACGAGUGUAUAUAAUACUUUCAAU